Protopolystoma xenopodis is the source of this 747-nucleotide messenger RNA. The record is from the annotation of a GenBank genome assembly. NCBI's taxonomy places the organism in Eukaryota, Metazoa, Platyhelminthes, Monogenea, Polystomatidea, Polystomatidae.
CACACUCGGCAACAGGAACAUUUGUUCCGAAGUCAAUUUCUUCAGCGCCUCCUCUGCGAGACCAAUGCAGAAGUUUCCAAACUGGCCAUCUUUGACGCCAUCUCGCCGGCUUUGCCCAGUUCCCGGGGUCCAGAUGGUACUCGCUGUUUCCGCAUGUCAGCCACCAGCCCAAUGACAAGUCUUUACGGUGGGCUCCAUUUGUCGAAACGUUCCAUCGGCUCACCCGUCCCCGACCCCGUCUGUCCGUCGACCACCUCCUUGAAGCCUCCGAUGGAAGUAACCGCGGUCACUUACCUUCCUCUCAACAGAGACAUGUCGCCACGACUCGCCCUACCAACUCAGCCUCCCUCCAUGGCCUUCAUCACGUUGCCGGGACCCACGAAUACCAUAAAUGCCACACCAACAGUCAUCCUAAGCCCUACAUUCCAACAAAGUCAAUCUGGACCGCCGCAAUCGGGAUAUUUAUUCCCAUCCUCAACCGAAUGGGCCGGUUUUCAGACUCAUCCAUGCGGUCUUGCUCAGCCACAAAUUUUCCCUCCUCCACUUUUUCAACCAUCCAUUCCUCAUUCCAUUUUCAUCCAACCUCCUCGCACCAACUACUGCUUGCCGGCCGACAAGUCUACCGUCGAAUCUUCUGCUCUAUUUCCUCAAUUAAGAGAGGCUGUUCUAGCUCCGACAGACUCGGUAAGACAGACCAACUUGAGCACUGUCCCGAGGCACAAAUUUGUUCAGGUAGGUCUUUGGUAG